AAACUCGAUCUCCAUCCAUCCAUCCUUCUUUCUCUUAAUCCCCUUAAGCACACGCCCUCUCGAAAUGCGCCGCCGCAUAUUACUUCCACCGAUCGGGCCGAAUGCGUGCUGACCGAUGCGUCGGGCGUUCGGUGACGGCACAGGGCGAAGACUAGGAUGCCUGCAACUUCUGGCUGACGAGCGCCGUAAUGCUGCAAAGCAGACGGAAUUGGAUGUCCGAACCCUCCGCUAUAGUAAUAAUGGAGGUGAAGACCAGUAGGACCUUGCUAUCUGCGACACAUACAAAUGGAUCACUGCCAAUGAGGGCCGGCCACCUUGACAGCGUCCGGAUCCCCAACUGUCGUGUCACCCCUCUCACCCUGAGAUUAUGCCUAGCUUCUCAAAUGUAACUAUAUAACGGGUAGGCUGAGAAUGCAGGCCUGAUUUCUUUGGCGCAUCACGAUCGGAAUUCAGAGCUGGUACACAAGGAUUGAGAAGAUGAAGGUUUUGAUCAUUGGGGCGGGACCAGCUGGAUGCGCUCUGGCGCACGGCUUGAAGAAGGCCAACAUCCCCUUCUCCAUCUUCGACAAAGGCGAAAACAUCCACCGCAACCGCCACUGGGCCUUCACACUCGGCUGGGCGCGCCCCUACCUGCUGCAACUCCUGCCCGACCAUCUCGGAGCCCAGAUCAACUCUUGCCAAGUCGAUCCCAGCAUCGACUGCGCGGCCAUCGGCGAAGACAGAAUCGUGCUGUAUAAUGGCCAGACGCGCGAAGAAGCGUUCACCUUCCCCAUCCCGCGGGCAAGCGAGCUGAACAUCCGGAAGCUGCGGAUUCUGCUGUCGCAGGAGCUGGACGUGCAGUACAACAAGAAGUUUACGCGGUAUGAGCUCCUCGAGGACGGAAGAGGAGGAGGCGUGAGAGUGCAUUUCGAAGACGGGACGAGCGAGGAAGGAGACGUAGUCGUUGGCGUCGACGGCGCCGGUUCGAAAAUGCGACAAUGCCUCCUCGAUCGCGCUGCCGCAGCGGAUAUCCUUCCCUUUGCGCUGAUGAACCUUCACGCCUCCUACACCCCCGAGCAGGCCCUGCACAUCAAACAGCAGCUCCAUCCACUCGUCGACAUAGCUAUCCACCCCGCGGGCCACUACAUCCGGACCAACGUGCUCGAUAUGCCGGACGAGAAAGACCCGAGUACGUGGACGUUCCAGAUCCUGUCCACGUGGGCACUUACGAAUGUCGAGGACUACGAUAACGAGGGCAACAGAGUGAAGCGGCUGAAGGCGCUUGUGGAGAAGUUGGGCUGGGCAGAGCCGUAUAGGAGUGUGAUCGAGUGGAUUCCUGAGGGCACAGAGGUGCUGAGGGAUCAGUUGAAGAUUUGGAAGCCGGUGAGGUGGGAUAACCACCGGGGGCGAGUGACGCUGUGCGGGGAUGCGGCGCAUGCGAUGACUUUCCACCGCGGGCAAGGCGCCAACAACGCCCUCUACGACAGCUACUGCUUCGUAGAAGCGAUGAAAGCCGCCCAAGCUGGUACACCGCUUGAACAAGCGAUCAGCGAGUACGAUGAGAAGGUCCUGAAGCGAGGGCAAGAGGAGGUCCAGAUCUCAAAGGCUCAGACCUUCUUCACGCACGACUGGGAGAACUUCAUCAAUAGCCCCGUGGUCACGCUGGGGACUAGGCCGAGUCACGGGGCGAAGAGCGAGGGCUAUGAGAAAGAAUCGCCGGUGAACUAGGCGUCUACCUACAGUCGUGUAUCGUAAGUCGUUAUGAAAGCAUGUUCCUACGCUUCCUCACCGCCAGAGCGCUCGCAUAACGCAUCCACCAUUCCAACCACCCUUCUAACCUUCCACCCUCCC
Messenger RNA from Trematosphaeria pertusa, 1830 nucleotides. RefSeq names its product FAD/NAD(P)-binding domain-containing protein. The coding region runs from base 478 to 1707 and encodes 409 amino acids. The record is from RefSeq and is a predicted model, not a curated record. NCBI's taxonomy places the organism in Eukaryota, Fungi, Ascomycota, Dothideomycetes, Pleosporales, Trematosphaeriaceae. Gene Ontology annotation, molecular function: FAD binding. The transcript is spliced from 4 exons.